AUGAUGCUACUUUCAAAAGCAUCUCUCUUGACAGCUGAAACUCUACGUAGCUCCAAGAACAGCUUAAUGCUACUACAUGCUACUCGUGUGUCUAAACCACCUCUACUUACUUUUCUGUACAGGUUGCUUGAUGAGAGGCUCAAGCCUAGGUACCCAGAGGAGCAGCUGGCAGUAGUUUUGCGUGGCUUCCUUUGUUUGCAUUUGGUUGCAGCUUUCAGAUCAAACGUGUCGAGCAUCAUUCAAUUCUUAGACAAUGUGGCUCAGUUUUCUCACAAUUUGCUUGGCAUGGUGAAAUCUCCAAAAAUAAAUGGAGCCAACUCAAACCACAUAAUCAUGGGAGAAGAUCAAACCCAUGAUGGUAACACUAAAAUAUCAUCAGAAGAAACUGAAUCUACAAUUCUAUCUAAUGGGGUUGUAGAAUAA
This is a messenger RNA of Arabidopsis thaliana (thale cress), 423 nucleotides long. RefSeq names its product Interleukin-1 receptor-associated kinase 4 protein. The record is from RefSeq and is marked reviewed. Lineage: Eukaryota; Viridiplantae; Streptophyta; Magnoliopsida; Brassicales; Brassicaceae. The transcript is spliced from 2 exons. The coding region runs from base 1 to 423 and encodes 140 amino acids.